UCCUCCUGUCAGUCACAAGGACAGUUUCAUCUAAGUAGUAUGGACAAGGCUGGAGAUGUAAUAUUGGGGGGUUUAUUUGAGAUACAUUUCUUUUCAGUGUUUCCUGAACUGUCUUUUACAUCUGAGCCUCAGCAUCCUACCUGCCAUGGUUUUGAUGUUCUAGGAUUUAGGCAGGCCCAAACCAUGGCUUUUGCAAUUGAAGAGAUCAACAGGAACUCCAAGCUGUUACCCAACAUGACUUUGGGGUACAGUCUGUAUGACAACUGUGUUAAACUCGGAAUAGGAUUCCGUGCAGCACUGGCAUUAAUAAGUGGUCAAGAGGAGCAAAUUCUAAUGGAAGAGAGCUGUGAGGGAAGCACUCCAGUGUUGGGAAUUGUGGGGGAUUCUUCCUCCACACGUUCUAUUGCCAUCUCCACUGUUUUAGGUUUGUACAGAGUACCUAUGGUGAGUUAUUUUGCCACAUGUUCCUGUCUAAGUGACCGCAAGAAGUUCCCAUCCUUCUUUAGAACGAUACCAAGCGAUGCUUUCCAGGUGAAUGCUAUGAUUCAGAUUCUAAAACACUUUGGCUGGACUUGGGUGGGACUUCUGAUCAGUGAUGAUGAUUAUGGGCUCCAUGCUGCCAGAUCAUUUCAGUCUGAUCUGAGUCUGUCUGGUAAAAGCUGCCUGGCCUACUUAGAGGUGUUGCCGUGGAGCAACGAGGCUGCAGAGCUGAGGAGGAUAGUGGAUGUGAUGAAGAAAUCCACAGCUCAUGUUGUCAUUGUGUUUGCACAUGAAAGCCACAUGAUCAAUCUCAUGGAGGAGGUGGUGAGACAGAACUUGACAGGCCUGCAGUGGUUGGCGAGUGAAGCCUGGUCCACAGCCUCCGUGCUUCAGACCUCUGACCUCAUGCCGUACCUUGGAGGCACAUUGGGCAUCGCUAUCCGUCGAGGAGAGAUACCAGGUCUCAGGGACUACCUGUCAGAAAUAAAUCCUAAUAUACAGCACAACAACAGCUAUGGAAAUAGCAUUGUAAACCAGUUUUGGGAAUUCACAUUUCAGUGUAGAUUUGCACCACCUCCAGUAGGCUGGGUUGAAAACGGGGGAAAGGUUUGCACUGGAAAAGAGGAUUUAAGGACUGUAGAGACUGAGUUCUUAGACAUUUCUAACCUCAGGCCCGAAUACAACGUUUACAAAGCUGUGUAUGCACUGGCAUAUGCCCUUCACGGUUUGUUGCAUUGUGAACCAGGGAGUGAGCCUUUUAAAGAGGGAAGCUGUGCUACUUUGGAAACACUUCAACCAUGGCAGCUUGUGUAUUACCUGGAAAGGGUUAAUUUUACCACAUCAUUUGGUGAUCAAGUGUCAUUUGAUGAGAAUGGUGACGCUUUACCAAUAUAUGACAUUAUGAAUUGGCUCUGGCUCCCUGAUGGAGUAAUUGGAGUUCAAAAUGUUGGAGAGGUUAAAAUGUCAGCAUUCAAUGGUGAGCAACUCACACUUGAUGUUGACAAAAUCUUCUGGAACUUUGAAUCCAACAAGCCACCCCGUUCAGUUUGCAGUGAGGUCUGUCCUCCGGGUACCCGUAUGGUUAGAAAGAAGGGAGAACCUGAAUGCUGUUUUGACUGCUUCCCCUGCGCUGAAGGAAAAGUCAAUAACAGGACCAAUUCCUUGGAGUGUUUCAGCUGUCCAGAGGAUUUCUGGUCCAGCCCCCAGCGAGAUCUCUGUGUUCCCAAGAAAACAGAGUUCCUCUCCUAUCAGGAACCUUUAGGGAUCUGUUUGACAGCUGCCUCAUUGCUGGGCACAUUCACCUGUGCUGUUGUUCUGGGGAUUUUCAUUUAUCACCGCAAAACGCCUAUAGUUAGAGCCAACAAUUCAGAACUCAGUUUCCAACUUUUGCUGUCUCUUAAACUGUGCUUCCUGUGUUCCCUGCUGUUUAUUGGACGGCCCAGGCUCUGGACGUGUCAGCUGAGACAUGCAGCAUUUGGGAUUAGCUUUGUGCUUUGUGUCUCGUGCAUUCUGGUUAAAACAAUGGUGGUUCUGGCUGUUUUCAAAGCCUCCAAACCAGGAGGGGGAGCCAGCCUUAAGUGGUUUGGUGUUUCACAGCAGAGAGGAACAGUUCUAGUUCUCACUUCUGUUCAAGCUGCAAUUUGUACGGCUUGGCUUGUCACCUACUCACCAGCUCUGCAUAAAAAUACUCACUACCACAACGACAAGAUAGUUUACGAAUGUGUUGUUGGCUCAACAGUCGGUUUUUCAGUGUUACUUGGUUAUAUUGGCUUACUAGCCAUCGUCAGUUUUCUGAUUGCAUUUCUGGCCAGGAAUCUUCCUGACAACUUCAAUGAAGCAAAAUUAAUCACAUUCAGUAUGUUAAUUUUUUGUGCUGUGUGGGUGGCCUUCAUACCUGCUUAUAUCAGCUCACCAGGAAAACAUGCAGAUGCAGUAGAGGUGUUUGCAAUCCUGGCCUCCAGCUUUGCCCUUUUGGUAGCACUCUUUGGACCCAAAUGUUACAUAAUUUUGUUGAGACCAGAAAGAAAUACAAAGAAAGCUAUAAUGGGGCGAAGCACCAUAGGGACUACUGAAAGGUAAAAAAGGUGUUAGAGAAGUUAACUACCUACAUACUAUACACACAUUCUUCUCCAGUGUAGUUGCAUUAUGUACAGCCAUAAAUACAACUAACUAAAACUGGGCAAACCAGAGUUUUCUCCUAAAUGCACCAUAACCCUUCUCCCACCCUUUUCAAAUAUGUAAGUUGAGUCAUGUCAUUUUUCAAUUUAGUUCAAUUCUUUUAUACAUUGCGCAUGCUAGGCACUUUACAAAACAAUCUGUUAAGGUUUGUAUUUGGAAGUAUAAAGGUAAUUCAGUCAAUUUUAAAACAGACUGAAAGUGUAUACAUUUGAGGUUUAUCUUAUAAAAUAAUGCAGUCAGGUUCAGUUUAUUAUUCCAGUUAGUAAAAAGGUUUUCUAUCUAAAGAAAUCCAGCUGACUGCUUCAAUUGACUCAGCAAUCCUUUCUUUUCAUAGUGCGUGUUG
Molecule: messenger RNA, 3001 nt
Organism: Fundulus heteroclitus (mummichog)
Lineage: Eukaryota; Metazoa; Chordata; Actinopteri; Cyprinodontiformes; Fundulidae
Product: extracellular calcium-sensing receptor-like
Exons: 9
Coding region: 40-2559 (839 amino acids)
Biological process (GO): G protein-coupled receptor signaling pathway
Cellular component (GO): membrane
Molecular function (GO): G protein-coupled receptor activity
Source: RefSeq, a predicted model, not a curated record